Messenger RNA from Laetiporus sulphureus 93-53, 874 nucleotides. RefSeq lists its product as uncharacterized. The transcript has 6 exons. Bases 192 to 779 code for a protein of 195 amino acids. The record is from RefSeq and is a predicted model, not a curated record. NCBI's taxonomy places the organism in Eukaryota, Fungi, Basidiomycota, Agaricomycetes, Polyporales, Laetiporaceae.
GAACAGUGAUCAAGAAGCGUCGAGACUCAAGGAUCACUUCGCGUCAGAUGCCGCUCGUACGUAAAGAUACGCAGCGUGGGCAUUGUAUAUCCUUGAGAACAAGAGAUGAACAUACUGGUUUACUGACGGCACUGCUGUAUACUCUCAUGGAUAUGACUUGAGCCAGUCGCUCCCAAUCACGGAGAACGUGCAUGAUGAACUGCUUCUUGAAUAUGCCCUUAUGUCGGGCUGAUACAGCCAGAUGCGAAGUGAACGUAGCCUGCAGGCACGAUAUCAUGAUUCGGCUUGUUGAGAAUGAUGGACCAAACUGGGUAAUAUCGGAGCGUAGUCGGUUUGGGGUUGGGCUUGGAAAUAGCAUGCACCGAAGGGGUCAGUUUUCCCUGAGGGGGAUUCUGAGCCCGCCAGGAGGGAGCGGGGCCCGUCGUCGCCGGCGGAUAGUAACGGUGCAUACGCGUCGGAGCGCGAGCGGAAGUUCACCAUCAUCAGAGGCCUCACGUGCCUCCGCCACUGCUUCGACCUCAGCCGCAGGCUCUCUGGACAGAGUCUCGCUUGGCUCAGUAGCUGUGAGCUCUCCUCUAAGAAUAUGUUCAGUGUGUUGUUGGCAGGAGAAGAGGGCGCAAGAACUCACUGCGAGUCCUGCGAUGUUUGGUCAGGAGAAGUCAUUCGGAAGUUAUGCCGCUUCAAUCGGGAACGUUGUCCUCGAACAAGCUUCUGCCCAAGGUGCUCGGAAAACUCCCAUUCAGUCACUCGUUAUCGAAAAGUCUUCCACCGUGCCUUAAGCAGUUCCCAGCACUGUCUGCAUACAAUUGUGGGAAGAUAUAGGCUACUCUGGAGCGGAAUGAGGUACAACUGAAUUAUUCAUGUGAUGGUCCGG